Molecule: messenger RNA, 668 nt
Organism: Caenorhabditis angaria
Lineage: Eukaryota; Metazoa; Nematoda; Chromadorea; Rhabditida; Rhabditidae
Source: the annotation of a GenBank genome assembly
AUGCUAUCAACUUUCUGGAUAUUCUCUAUCAUUUUUUUGAAUUUCGCAAUUUGUGAGGAGAAAUUUGGAAAAUUGAGUGAUUAUCAAGGCGAUACUCGCGAGCAAAAUCCAAGGGAAUGUGUUGAAAGAGUUCUCAAGGAGGAAAAAAGUCUAGAUGAGGCUAACGAAUCAAUUAAGGUGAGUAAUCAAGGCUCCCCAAGCAAAAAAUAAAGUAGCAGACCAUAUGGUCUGCCUGCUGUUCAGAAAGCGACAAAAAUUAACUAGCAGACCAGUUGGUCUUCUUUUUUUAUGAAUGCCUAAAAAUCAAAUACUUCCAGACGUGCAUCAUCACAAUGUCCCAAGUGAAUUCCAAAAUCACGCCAAACAUCCAAUCAAAACUCAUCGAAAACCUGCAAAACUACUACAAACUCAUAAAAAUCUCGCGUCCUGACUGCAAUUCUCAACUCAAAAAGCAUUUUCCAGCCGAUAAAUGCGUCAAAUCAUCGACAAACUUCAAAGCCGGCGAUUAUUUUUGCAACGAAAUUUGGGGAAAAGAUGGAUGUGUGAUUGAUAAAUUGGAGAAAUAUUGUGGUUUUGAUUAUUCGCAAGAUGUUUAUAAUAUUUUUGCAUUUUUGAAUGGCAAAGAAAUGGAGUGUAUUGAAACUUUCUAUCCAUCUGAUGAUAGUUAG